GUUUUACGACACUUCCGUUACUGCUGUGUGUGGCGGUAUCUAGGGAGAAGGCGCCCGGGUUUGAUUCAAGCAGCGGUACUAAACAUGGAGGUGCCUCUGCCUCCGGAAGACCAGGAGCUCCGAAAUGUCAUUGACAAAUUGGCGCAGUUUGUGGCUAGAAAUGGACCGGAAUUUGAGAAGAUGACCAUGGAAAAGCAAAAAGACAACCAUAAAUUCUCCUUUCUCUUUGGAGGAGAGUUCUACAACUACUACAAAUGUAAACUUGCAAUGGAACAGCAGCAGUACAUGUGUUUCUCUGACACAGUGCUUUGUAACCAAGCUCAAGACUUGGAACCCAAGGCUCAAAUUCCCACAAUCCCACCGCCUACUCUCCCUCUGCCUCCUACACUUGUACAACCACCUCAAGGCGCCCCACCAAUUGAGGAUCUGAUUCAGCAAAGUCAGUGGAACUUUCAACAGCAGGAACAGCAGCUACUUUCACUGAGACAGGAGCAGAUAACUGCUGCUGUAGCACAUGCUGUAGAGCAACAGAUGCAGAAACUGCAGGAGGAGACCCAGCUGGAUAUGACUGAAUUUGACAACUUACUGCAGCCAAUAAUUGACACCUGUACAAAGGAUGCCAUUUCUGCUGGCAAAAACUGGAUGUUCAGUAAUGCAAAAUCUUCUCAACAUUGCGAGCUAAUGGCAGGACACCUACGCAACUGUAUUACAGCUGAAGGGGCACACUUUGAAUUGAGACUUCACCUCAUAUAUUUAAUCAAUGAUGUUUUACACCAUUGCCAGCGCAAGCAAGCACGUGACCUGUUGGCUGCUCUUCAAAAAGUAGUUGUGCCGAUCUACUGUACCAGCUUCCUAGCUGUUGAAGAGGACAAGCAGCAGAAAAUUGCACGACUGCUGCAGCUCUGGGAAAAGAAUGGUUACUUUGAUGAGGCUUCAAUUCAGCAGCUACAGAGCCCAGCCCUGGGCUUAGGACAGCACCAGGCCGCACUACUUACAGAAUAUUCCAGUAUGGUGCAGCCUGUGCUUGUGGCAUUCCAACAGCAACUACAGACACUGAAAACGCAACAUGAAGAGUUUGUGACUGGUUUGAAACAGCAACAACAGCAAAUUCAAAUCCCAGUGAUGGAACCCAUCCCAGAAACGCCAGCUCCUGCACCAGCCCCAGUGCCAGUACCAGUGCCCCCGCCACCAGAGGAAGUAAAACCUGCAAUGGCUAUCCCCACCCCAGCAGAAUUUGAGCCUCCUCCGGCCCCUGUCCCAGAUCCGACUGCUGGGGGAGGCAGAGGGCCACCACCACACGAGCAGAUUCCACAUAACAAACCACCAUGGUUUGAUCAGCCACAGCCCAUUGCACCAUGGGGUCAACAGCAGCCUUGUGAACAACCACCAUUCCCUCACCACCCAGCACCUCCUCACUGUCCUCCAUGGAGCAACAGUCAUGAAGGCAUGUGGAAUGAACAACGUGACCCCAACUGGAACAAUGAGCCAGAGCCAGCUUGGAACAAUCAGAGAGAACCCCCAUGGAACAAUCAGUUUGAUGCUCCUUGGAGCAACCAGCAUGAGCAGCCUCCUUGGGGUGGAGGUGGGCAGAGGGACCCCCACUUCCGCAUGCAACGGCCGCCACACUUCCGAGGACCCUUUCCACCUCAUCAACAGCACCCCCCUCAAUUCAACCAGCCUCCACACCCUCAUAACUUCAAUCGUUUCCCCCCACACUUCAUGCAGGAAGAAUUUCCACCGCGGCAUCCGUUUGAAAGACCACCUUUUCCACAUCGAUUUGAUUUUCCCCAGGGGGAUUUCCCUGCAGAUAUGGGCCCACCUCAUCAUCACCAAGGUCACAGAAUGCCACAUCCCAAUAUGAAUGAACAUCCUCCGUGGGGUGGACCACAACACCCAGACUUUGGCCCUCCACCUCAUGGUUUUAAUGGACAGCCUCCUCACAUGCGGAGACAGGGCCCUCCCCACAUUAACCACGAUGACCCCAGUCUGGUCCCCAAUGUACCAUACUUUGACUUACCGGCUGGUCUGAUGGCUCCUCUAGUUAAGUUGGAAGAUCAUGAAUACAAACCCCUGGACCCUAAGGAUAUUAGGCUUCCUCCUCCAAUGCCUCCAAGUGAGAGGCUUUUGGCUGCUGUUGAGGCAUUUUACAGUCCUCCUUCACAUGACAGACCCCGUAACAGUGAGGGUUGGGAGCAAAAUGGCCUUUAUGAAUUUUUCCGAGCCAAGAUGAGAGCUCGACGUAGGAAAGGACAAGACAAACGUAACAGCAGGCCCUCAAGAUCUCAGAGCCGCUCAAAGAGUCCAGAACAAUCAUCUCCACGUUCCAACUCCAGAUCUUCCUCCCGCUCUUAUUCUAGAUCUCGCUCUAGAUCACGCUCCCGUUCCAGAUCUUACUCCAGGUCAAGAUCCAGGAGCAGAAGCAGGUCUCAAUCAUCCAGAAGUCGCUCAAGGUCCCGUUCUCGGUCGAAAUCUUUUUCACCGGAGAGAAGGCGGCGAUCAAGAUCUCGUAGUGCAACCCCACCUUCCUCUUCAGGUUUAGGUUCUGGACCAGCAGGGCCUGUGCCCAAUGUCCGUUUGGGAGAGGAAAACAAGGGUCAUCAAAUGUUAGUAAAAAUGGGAUGGAGUGGGGCAGGUGGGCUUGGUGCCAAUGAGCAGGGGAUCCAGGACCCCAUUAAAGGAGGAGACAUUCGGGACAAAUGGGACCAGUACAAGGGCGUUGGCGUCUCACUCGAUGACCCAUAUGAAAAUUACCGCAGGAACAAAAGCUACUCCUUCAUUGCCCGUAUGAAAGCCAGGGAUGAAAAUUUUAAAGCAGGAGGACCCUUUCCCCCUGGUUCUGCACCUCAAGCGAAACGAGAGGGGCCCGAUCCCCCAGAACAGGAAUGAAGCCGAAUACUCAUUGUAGCCUGAUUAAGUACCUGAUACUUAUGGGGGAUAAUGGGUACUUGGGAAAUGCUACUGAACACCCCAAUCCCACAGGACACAGAAAGAUCAUUUGAUGAACUGUUGAACAUUUAAAUUUUGUAAUUGUUGCUCUCUUUGAAAACAUCAGUAUUGUAAAACACCAGAGAAGAUUUCCCAUAUCACAUCAUGCUAAUUUAAUAACCCUACAAGGUAUUUAAAGUGUGGUAGUACUGUAUAAUCUCACAGUCUUGGCAUUUUUGAAAUGGUGUGGGGCAAGCACAAGAUAUCUACUGUGCCUCAGAACCCCUUCAAUCCGAGUUGAGGAAUAUUGCAUCUUGGGAUUGCAUUAUGGGAUUCGACUGAGAGAACAGGACAGACUGACUUCUCAUGCUUAACCUUUUUUUGUGGCUGCAGUUUACCAGCAAUUUCAUCUCCUCUCUCUUUCCCAGCAGACUUUUUAAAUCCACUUUUAGAUUUUCUUUUCUUAUUGGCCUUACUUAAUCGUAUGAGAAAGCAAUACUGGCCCAAAUCCGUUUAGAGAGGGUAAACAACUGCUUUAUGAACUAGUUUUAAGAGACACUGCUGUUAAUGAUUCUGCCAUUGUAUCCCUUAAUACUGAUUUAGUAUCACAGUUGAGCCUGGGUUUUCCGUGUUUUAGUAAAAUUUGAUAUUGCACCUUCUGUUUAUACAGUGUGUGCGUCUCAUCAUCUUUUGUAAAAUAAAAAAUUGUA
Molecule: messenger RNA, 3635 nt
Organism: Xenopus laevis (African clawed frog)
Lineage: Eukaryota; Metazoa; Chordata; Amphibia; Anura; Pipidae
Gene: cherp.L
Product: calcium homeostasis endoplasmic reticulum protein L homeolog
Biological process (GO): mRNA processing; RNA processing; intracellular calcium ion homeostasis
Cellular component (GO): endoplasmic reticulum; perinuclear region of cytoplasm
Molecular function (GO): RNA binding; nucleic acid binding
Source: RefSeq, marked provisional